AAUCGUAGACGUGCGGCGAGGCGAGCCCUAAUUUCGCACAACUGUUCCUACUCUUCUCCCAGACGACCACCCCUCUUCCUCCCCCAUGAUCUCCGACUGCGGAGCAUCGAACACCAUCGGCGUCGGUGUCGGCUAACAUCAGACCGGAUACAAGAUAUUCCCGCUACUGUGUUGGUAAACCUGAAACCAGUCAAAGACAAGGUGACAGUUGAUAGUCUGCCAUUGGUCUACAUUGUAUAAACAGUUGAGAGAAACAUGGCUCUAGCUGGAGUUCUGCGGAACAGCAUUCGCCAUUUGUCAGCUCGAUGUUUUCUGCCUCUUUCAGUCCCACUAUCUCAAAAAGUCUUCACUCCUUUGCCUGUUGCUCCCACCAGUGGAGUUUGCCCGACAUUUUUAUCUGAUCUGCACGGUGGCUUGUCUUUAGAAAGAUUCUUUUCUACUUCUACAGCAGGUGCAGUUUUUAGCAGCUUGACUGAUAAUCGAUACCCAAAGAGAAGGCCUGGAACAAAGCCUCGACGGAAAAGAAGCAGCCUAAAACCUCCAGGUCCUUAUGCUUGGGUUCAGUAUGUGCCUGGAGAACCAAUACCUAGAAGUCGACCAAAUGAAGGAAGUGUCCAGGGAAGGAAACGAAAGAAGCGCAUCAAGCAAAGGAAAGCAUUUAUAUUGUCUGAGAAAAAGAAACGCAAAGCUCAGUGGGCAGAGGCUAGGAAGAAGAGGGACAUGAAGAGGAUUGAGAGGAAGAUGGCUGCAGUGGCAAGGGAAAAAGCUUGGGCUCAAAGGUUGAUAGAAUUGCAGCAGCUUGAAGAAGCAAAGAAGGCUGCAAGGGCCGAAUAACCCCGUACAACCCAUACUUAUCAAAUGGUACUCGUGCUCUAAACCUGAUUGAAUAUUUUUGCAGCCUUUGGAGCCUGACCUUAAUUAGAGGUCCUCUUCAGAUAGGUAUUUCUGUUGAAUGUACGAAGAUGUCGCAGUGUUCACAGAAUUCAUGGGCGAGUAAGCUGCGUGGCAAGUGCUGAUUAUGAUACUCUGAUGUAGAUUUCAUUGCAUUUUUCGCAUUUCCAAGAAUAAAGAUUGAGAGAUAAGCAACUCUUUGUUUGUCCGACCAUCAAGUGCAAGCCUAUUGUUUCCCAUGUAAUGUCACAAUACAACGUUGGCAAUUGGAUGCUUGAAAUUUUUUGUA
Messenger RNA from Phoenix dactylifera (date palm), 1180 nucleotides. RefSeq lists its product as uncharacterized. The record is from RefSeq and is a predicted model, not a curated record. Gene Ontology annotation, cellular component: mitochondrion. NCBI's taxonomy places the organism in Eukaryota, Viridiplantae, Streptophyta, Magnoliopsida, Arecales, Arecaceae.